AUGGCUUCGUACAAGACUGCCGUCCCUGGCAAGUCCUUCAAGACGUCGCUUAUGUACUCGGUCCCAGUACGACGUCUUAAGGAGAUACUUAGCCAUGUGGUACCGGAUAUGAAACUAGGAAGUGUCGAAGAAUUACCCUCUACCCAACUACCCAGACUAUACACUCUCAACAUGUCGAAUGACAACAAGCUUCUCCUAUCCUUUGCGCCCAGUUUAGCAGUUCGUCUCUUGAGACACGAGACCACGCUUCAGUACUCUGAAGCAACUCUCGUACAUUUCCUCGAUACAUCAUGUCAAAAAGCCAAUGGCAUGGAAGACGUAGAACAUGAUUUAGCAUCCAUCAAACUAGAAGACGUGAUACCGAAAAUGCUCAAGCAUUCAUCCAAUAACCGAGAGAUGGCAUUACCAUACACAAUAUUCGAACCGACGGCCGGUAAAACACUUUCUGCACUCUCAGUAUACCUCAGUCUACCCGACCGGCGCCUCAUCGACAAACAAGUCGGAUCUCUAACUCGAAGCUUAGCUUCCCUCACAUCACCCAACGGCACAUUUGGUACAGCAGCUCGAGUCCUCCCGGAUCCCUUCAAACAAUCGCCCCCUUCAGCCCCGUUAGGCUCAGGCUCCCCAACAUGGUCAGAAGCUUUCAAUACCUUACUUGAAUCAAUUCUACGCGAUGGAGAAGAUAUGGCCGUCUUACUUCCAUACGAUGUAGUGCGAUCACACUACCAACGUCUAUCUUGGCGCAUGGACGCCGUCAAACUUCCUAGAUUGGUACUACUGGAUCUGGGCGAACGGAACGUAAUGAUCGAGAAUGGAAUCAAAGAAGGCAGUUCGCACAUCCCGACUGAAAGUCUCAAAUUGACAGGGCUACGAAACUGGAGUCAGGGUGUCUUCGGAGAUCCAUUACUCUCAAAUGUUUUCGAAAAUCCUAGUGAAGGAUUCAUGGAAGGCUGGAAGGCAGGUGACGAAGAUGAUCUCAUCGAGGACACAGGAAAUGCAGAAGUACGAUUGUUGCUCUACCGCUGCUACAGAGCUGUACUGGGAAUAGUGACAGAAUACUACCGACCCCAAAACGACAGCAGUAGACGCGAGUUAGAAAACCGGAGAAAUUUAACCGCUGCUUUAUCAGAACUGGAAAAAGUGGAUGUUGCAGUCAAUGAUAUGCUCAAGAGAGCGCGAAGCCUGAGUUCGUCUGUAGCCCCGGAGGCGGAGAGUUCCAAGAGGCAAAAAAUUGGCAUCGAGGAUUUGGUGGAUGAAAAUUGA
Botrytis deweyae is the source of this 1263-nucleotide messenger RNA. RefSeq lists its product as uncharacterized. The record is from RefSeq and is a predicted model, not a curated record. Bases 1 to 1263 code for a protein of 420 amino acids. The transcript has a single exon. NCBI's taxonomy places the organism in Eukaryota, Fungi, Ascomycota, Leotiomycetes, Helotiales, Sclerotiniaceae.